Guyanagaster necrorhizus is the source of this 3385-nucleotide messenger RNA. Its product is annotated as ARM repeat-containing protein. The transcript is spliced from 21 exons. Gene Ontology annotation, cellular component: cytosol; nuclear envelope. NCBI's taxonomy places the organism in Eukaryota, Fungi, Basidiomycota, Agaricomycetes, Agaricales, Physalacriaceae. Gene Ontology annotation, molecular function: small GTPase binding. The record is from RefSeq and is a predicted model, not a curated record. Gene Ontology annotation, biological process: protein import into nucleus. The coding region runs from base 154 to 3249 and encodes 1031 amino acids.
CUUCCUCUCUUGGAUCUCUCCCCCUCUUUUGUAUCCUUCAUUCACUAGAUCCAUCGCCCCAAUCGCUGGAAUCUUUUGAAACUUUGUAUCUCCUCUCCACAUAGAUAUCAAAAACAAUAGAAUUCCUACCAUCAUCUACUCGAUACUUCAGCCAUGGAUACCGCGCCAGACAGGCUUGUGGCGUCCACGGUAACUGUACCAGAAGUCUCCCCAGCAGAACUAUAUGAAGUCCUAGUUGGUGCGACAUCCCAAGAUCCAGCUUUAUUGCGGGAAUCCGAUAAGCGCUUGAAGCAGAUGAUGGGUUUAUUCGGCGCUUUCGAUGCCCUGCAUGAUAUCGCUUCCCAGAAAGCGCUCCCAGUCCCAGUCCGAAAGCAAGCCAUAAUACAAUUCAAGAACGAAGCUCUCAAGUCGUGGAGGUCUCGAAAGGUCCAAAAUGAUCAGCAUCGCCAAAGAAUUCGCAACCGUUGUUUAACAUUCUUGGAUGAUGAAGAUGAGACAAUCGCGAUAUUCAACAACGUUAUUGCCUCCAAGUUGGCGCGACAGGACUACCCCUCGUCCUGGCCAAACCUUGUGACAGAUCUCAUAGCAAUCAUGAAUUCAAGUCUCCAGCGUCGCUAUAAUCCUCCAUCUGAGGAUUUGAAGGAUACAUUAAUCCUGCAAAGAAGCCUUCACCUUCUAAACCUUAUAUUGGGCGAAUUCGCUGCACACAAAAUGCUAACCGGCGUCAGGACAAUGUCAGAGCUUGUCGAUCAACUACAUGCCACCCUCUACGGAUACUAUUCGUCUAUAUCUUCCAAUUUCACUGCUCUCAACCUGGAAGCCAUCAACUCGCCCCGAUCGUAUAAUGAUAUCUUAAUAGCGCAUCGGGUAUACAAGUGCAUCAGUAAGAUUGCUGGCUGGCUGUGGCAAAGAAGUGACCGGACUGGCAAAGAACAGUUCACAAAAAAAGAAGCCUGGUUUCAGCAAUUCUUUCAGAACUCCGCCGUUCAAUUACAAGUUUUGUUGGAUCUGCGAUAUAAGAUUGUCACUUCCGGUUCAGUGAACACUCAUCAAUCUUUCAAGUUCAUUGAAACUCUGACCACUCAUAUUCGCCACAUCGGCAAAUUUUUCCGUCGCCUAUCUCAGCUAUCUCACGCGCGCUUUGUCGAACUUCCGUUGUGUGGAAACCUUGUUAUGUUCUAUUGGUCGCUGGUUGUUCAAGCAACAACCCGGGAGUCUGGCCUUAUUGAAGAUUCACCUACUGCCGUGUAUCCUGUUCGAAUUCUUGUACAAGGCAUGGCGCUCUUCAACGAGAACCUGGCGCAAUGGGCUCCGAAAAGAAGAGACGGGACCUUGAACAAAAACGCUUUAUCGAAAGAGUUCGUUGAAAACGCGGUGACAUUAAUAGUCGGUCGCUUUUUGCCCCUCAAUCUGAAGGACCUCGAAAGUUGGAUAGCAAAUCCUGAAGAGUGGGUCAACAUUGACGAGAAAGAAAGCGAACAGUGGGAAUUCGAGAUACGUCCUUGUAGUGAAAGGAUUUUAAUGCACUUGUCCAACCAGUUUGCGGACUACGUGAUGCCAUUGCUUGAAACAGCAUUUAAGCAGGUUGCAAGCCAAAGCACCAAUGAUAUGCAAGCUAUAGUGCAAAAGGAAGCGCUUUAUUGUGCAAUUGGUCGUUGUGUUUUGAAGUUGAAGGCGUAUAUUCACUUCGAACAAUGGGCUGCAGAGAGUUUGGUAGUUGAAGCCCGUAGCUCCGAUCCCAAUUUUCGUAUCAUCAAGAGGCGUAUAGCGUGGAUGAUAGGCCAGUGGGUGUCCCAAGCCUGUGUGUCGCCUAACCUUUCCAUUCUUUGGGAUAUAUUAGUACAUCUUUUGAGUGACCGGGGCCCUGGUUCGGAUAUGGUUGUGCGGUUCACAGCUGCGACUGCAGUGAGGGAGUGUGUUGACACUCUCGAAUUCGACGUCAAUGUUUUCGCCCCAUAUAUCCCGACCACUAUCACAGAACUUGUCAAAUUGAUGGGAGAAGCAGACACCCUUACGGGUAAAACCCGCAUUGGAAACACACUCAAUGUUGUGAUUGACCAGGCAGGAAGCAGGAUUACGCCUUUUGUAGCAACAAUCACAGAACCUCUUUCGAAACUCUGGAGUGAUGCGGGUGCUGACUGGUCCUUCAAAGGAUCUCUGCUUACUAGCGUUACAAAUCUUGUCAAGGCCCUGAAAGGAGACUCAACGUCUUUAGGACACAUUAUCGUUCCUUUGGUCCGAGCAAGUCUCAGAGAAGCGAUCAAUCUCGACGAGGAUGGGCUCGGCCUGUGGAAGGCCGCAUUGCACAAUACAUUGACAGUACAGAGUAUCAAUGGAGCCCCAGCGCUGCUAGAUUUGGUCCCCGAUGCCAUAAAAUUGCUGGCGACGAACCUAGAUCUGCUUGGUAAAACUGUUGACAUAAUCGAAUCAUAUAUGCUUCUAGAGGGAGCGCAGAUUCUUCAGGUCUGUGCCGUUGACCUUUUCAAAGCCUUCCGCCAGGGAUUCGAAAAUGUCAAUAUCACCGUCAAUCGAAAGGAUUUGCUAGUAGCACUUAAUCUAAUCGUGUCAAUAACACCUUCUUCCUUAUGGGGCGAAGCUUUGCAUGUUUCUGGGCUGUUCGCCUACCUCAUGAAAAUACUCCUCGAUGGGGAGAUCGUCACUUAUAUCUUGGCUGAGCAUAUAUACAUCUGGGCCCGGAUCGUCAUGGCAGAUCGUCAGAUGUUCUUGCAGUUGAUGACUGCUACCGUGCCAGUCCUUGGCAUGACAGAAGCGAAGUUGUAUGAACGGCUAAUGGACGUGUGGUGGGACAAAUUUGACUCUAUGUCGGAACCAAAACACCGUAAACUGUGUGCUAUGGGAAUGGCCGCUCUUGUCUCAACUGGAAGACACGAAGUGCUGGAAAGACUCCCAACCGAAAUUUUCAACUUGUGGUCGGAGGUAUUUUUAGACCUCAAAGAGUCUAAGGAGCAAAUGGCAUCGGCUGAGCCGUUACGUCGUUAUUGGGAGUUUGAUGACACCUCGUCAGAUACUUUUUACAAGGAUACUACUGGCACACCUGAACAUGAUCGGCGAAAACUAGUCAAUGAGGCAGAUCCGGUUCGCACCAUCAAACUUACCGAGUAUGUUGGAGCUUAUCUGAGAGAGGCCGAGGCGCUUUACGGUGCAGAAUCGUUUCGAGCCCAGUACAUCUCCAAAGCAGACCCUAUCAUCUUACAGGAGAUUGAAAAAGCGUUAGCAGAAGGGCUCUGAAGAAUGAUUUUUUCAUCUCGUAUACUUCUCCCAUAUAUGUCAUGCUUCCAUCCCGGCUUCUCAGUUCUCAUCUUUGGUUUGAUAUUAAUGAUACUAGAUACGAACUAGUAAUCAUCAGAAAGACCGGAUUCGCUGU